UCCAAAUACACUGACAUUACCAUUUCCUUCAAUAGAUUUGCAGGCGACAUCUUAUAAAUCCAUGUUGAGUAACUUUUUCACUUGGUCGACACAGAAUGGCAGCCAAUCAAAGAACAUUUACAGAUGUACAGAGAACUGUUCUCUCUGCUCAUAAGGAGUCCACGACUGAAGAUAAGAUGUCCUUUUAUGACAGUUGGUCUGAACUCUAUGAACAGGAUAUGAUGAUUCUGGAUUAUCGUGCUCCUGUCAUGGUCGCAGAAAGUCUAGCAGCAGUAAUUCAUGAAGAUCGCGAUAAGGCAUUGGUCUUGGAUGUUGCCUGCGGAACUGGGCUUGUUGCUAAACAGUUGCAAAGAUUUGGUUUUCAUAACUUUCAUGGCGUGGAUGGUAGUCAAGAAAUGUUGGAAUUAGCGCGGUCCAAAUCAAUAUACCAAACACUUCAGAAAUGUGUGCUGGAUUCUGAGUUGCUUCCAGCGUCUUCAGACAGUUAUGAUGUUGUUGUGAUUGUUGGGGCAUUAAGUGGAGGGCAGGUUCCAUUUGCUAUCCUUCCUGAACUCCAUCGUGUUACCAAGCCAGGGGGUUUUGUGUGCAUGACUACCCGAAGCAAUACCUCAAAUCAACUCUACAAAAAACAACUACAGGCUGUCAUAAAGGAAAUGGAACAAAAUGGAUUGUGGGAAAGAAUUACAGUGCAAGAAAUAGAACAUUGGGAAAAAGCAAUAGCUGAAUGUGAAGCUGAACAAGGUUCUACAUACAUCUCUGGGACUAUCUAUUUGUACCGAAAAUCAAGGAAUUAGGAUUAAAUUUCUACCUGAGAAUAAUCAAACCAAAUCUUCAUUGAGGCUCUGUCGCUUCAGCAUGGAAUUUAAUUCAUUCUGACCAGUCAGAUGUUUGUACAAAAUACAGGAUUGUUGGUAACAAAAAUUGUUUUAUAAUCAUUGCAGCUAUAGGCUGAUUGACAGCCAUCAUUCUAGUAAAAAGUGUUUUACAAUUGGAAUGAGCAAAUUUAAAUUUAUCUGUGAGAAAUGGUGUACUCCAAAAUCACUGAUAACACCUUAGUUGGAGCAGUGUCAAUAAAAUCAGAAAAUACUAGAAAUAUUCAGGUAUUUCAGCAUCUUAAGAGAGAUAUUCUAAUUGCUAUCUCUGUGGCAGACAUGUAGAGUUAAAAACUGGUAAUAAUAGUAGGUUUCCUUUCUCUGCCUUAAAAUAUCUUGGAGUGUCGAUUUAUCUUUUUAAAGAAGUAUCCCUUUGUCUCACAAUGUCCAACUCAUUUCGAACUGGUCAGCACUGACCUACAAGUCACAAGCAUCAAUAACUACCAAGAAGGCCUACUGAAAUUUUGGAUGACCAACACAAAGUUAUUUAUUAAGAUAGCUUUCAAUCUCUCAAAAGUUGCUUGGCAUUCCUGUGACUACACUUAUUUUACCUGUUGCAAGUAAAUCAGUAUGGCAGCUAAAGUGCUGAAAUUUGGCCCAUAUUUGUGGUGGAAAUGACACGUUCAUAAAAACCACAUGAUUUCCCUUUUCAUGUUGGGCAGGAAGAUCCAUCAAUGUUAAUAUUUGUAGUUCUUCACAACAGCUGUCUCUAAACCAUUAUAGGUGCCUUGGGUGGGUAAAUAUCCAUGCUUACUAAGGCUAAUUCUUUGCAAUUUAUGGCAUUAUGUCACACAAUAUAAUCUUCUGUAAAACCUUCCAGCUGUUCCAUCUGGAAAAUGUAAUUUCAAGCAAGUUACUCUCAUGCAAACAUUUCUGUCCUGAGCCUGCUGCAAUAUGCUAACACAAGCUCAAGCAGCAACAUCUCAUUAUCUGCUGAGAUACUUUACAGUCUCUAGGGCUCAAUAUUGAAAUCCACUACUUCAAACAGAGCCCCCAUUUUCCCUUAUAUCCCUCCCACCUACCCCUGUAGCCUUGUUUGUGUCUUGUUUACAUUGCUGUCAGGGGAGACAUUUUCUACUUUUCUCAUCUUAAUUUGCACACAUUUUACAUUUCUGUUUCUCUUGUACCACAGUUGGAAUACUGUGUUCAAUUUUGGUCUCCUUGCAAAGGAAAGAUGUUGUUAAACUUG
Molecule: messenger RNA, 2061 nt
Organism: Chiloscyllium plagiosum (whitespotted bambooshark)
Lineage: Eukaryota; Metazoa; Chordata; Chondrichthyes; Orectolobiformes; Hemiscylliidae
Gene: mettl27
Product: methyltransferase like 27
Molecular function (GO): S-adenosylmethionine-dependent methyltransferase activity
Source: RefSeq, a predicted model, not a curated record